AUGGCUGAUAGCCCCCAAACGUCAGUUAAAGAUUUAAUGGCAUCAAAGUUGCAGCAAUUGCAAGCAAAGGCCUGCCAUGCCUCACAGUUUGUGGCCAAGCAUGGAACGUCCUACUAUAAACAGUUGUUGGAGCAGAACAAGCAAUAUAUUCAAGAGCCACCUACUGUGGAGAAAUGUAAUGAAUUGGCCAAGCAGCUGUUCUACACUCGUCUUGCCAGCAUUCCCGGCCGUUCAGAGUCAUUUCGGAAGGAACUUGACUAUGUCAAGAACAUGUGGAAGCACAGGCAGGAGCUGAAGGUUGAGGAUGCUGGCAUUGCUGCUCUAUUCGGCCUUGAGUGUUUUGCAUGGUUUUGUGCUGGUGAAAUCGUUGGUAGAGGAUUUACAUUCACUGGUUACUAUCCCUGA
Molecule: messenger RNA, 405 nt
Organism: Fraxinus pennsylvanica
Lineage: Eukaryota; Viridiplantae; Streptophyta; Magnoliopsida; Lamiales; Oleaceae
Source: the annotation of a GenBank genome assembly